UUUCGUUCCGUGCGGUUGCGACGUUCGCCAAAAAUUUUCGAUUUCCACUGCAGUUGUCUCGCGAAACCAUAAUCGAAGAGUGUCCCCAAAAGCCCGAAAUGGGGACAGACGACGUGGCCCGCAGUGAAAAGAUCCGAGAAGGUUUUCAAAUCAAUUGGUUGAUCCUGCGGGAUGCCGACACCGGUAAAAUUAUCUGGCAGGAGAACAAGGACUUUUCCUGUCCGGAUGUGGAACACGAAGCCCGGGUGCCGAUAAAGAUUCUAGAUCUGAGGGCAGUAUCGAGGGAAAUCAAUUUCAGCACGGUGGAAUCGAUGGAAAAUUUUCGACUGGAUCAAAAGGUCCUCUUUAAGGGGCGCAUCAUGGAGGAGUGGUUCUUCGAGAUGGGCUGGGUCAGCCCGAACACGACCAACACGUGGCAAUCGACGAUCGAAGCGGCACCCGAGUCGCAAAUGAUGCCCGCCAAGGUGCUGAACGGAAACGUGACCAUCGAAACCAGCUUCUUCGACGGCGAAACGCUCAUCAGUAAGUCGGUCGUGCGGUUGUACUACAUCUAAAAGCCUAAAAAAGCAGUCCGGAAUAAUAAGAUUUAAGUCUAGUCGAGCGCCUUCCCCGCGUUUGAGUGAUUGAACUGGUCGCUGCCAGAAAAAAACCCAGGGAGGUUACUUUCAAUGGAGAAGUAUCAUAAUGUAUAACUUUUAAGAAUAAAACGGCGCAGUACCACUUUUUGCCUCCUAGAGCUUAGCGUGCCCAUGUAGCCGCACACUUACAAUGAUAACUCACUUUAAAUCAUUUGAAAAUAAUCCAAAACCAAGAAAGCAUUUAUUAGUGAGCUGCAAUCAGGUUCCGUUAUGAAUCGAGAUGUAUUACGGUUCUGUCAGAACAAAUCCUCGGAAGCACUACUGGUUGGCAUUUUUACAUUUUUAUGAUAAGCUAGAUAUUUGUUUAGGUUGUAGUAACUAGGUUUAUAUGAAUCUUUUUUUUUCGUUUCACAAAUUGAAAUGCAUUUCAAAACCUGGUUCGAUGUAAUCAAA
Aedes albopictus (Asian tiger mosquito) is the source of this 1031-nucleotide messenger RNA. RefSeq names its product probable cGMP 3',5'-cyclic phosphodiesterase subunit delta. Bases 99 to 554 code for a protein of 151 amino acids. Gene Ontology annotation, biological process: sensory perception of light stimulus. Gene Ontology annotation, cellular component: cytoplasm. The transcript has 3 exons. The record is from RefSeq and is a predicted model, not a curated record. NCBI's taxonomy places the organism in Eukaryota, Metazoa, Arthropoda, Insecta, Diptera, Culicidae.